CGAGUCACCGACAAGACACAGGAUGGAGCGCGGAUUGCACGAUCGUGAUCGCGCUGGUGUACAAGACUUUGUGCUACUCGAGAACAUUCAAAGUGAAGAGGCAUUUAUUGGAAAUUUGCGCAAACGUUUCCAAGAGAACCUAAUCUAUACUUAUAUCGGUCAAGUACUUAUAUCAGUUAACCCUUAUAAACAACUGCCAAUCUAUGGUGAUGACGAUAUCAAAGAGUAUCGCAACAAACACUUCUACGAGAUACCACCACAUGUUUUCGCAAUAACGGAUAAUGCCUUCCGGUCAUUAAUUGAAGAGAAUAAAGGCCAAUGCGUUCUAAUUUCCGGCGAAAGUGGUUCUGGCAAGACUGAGGCAUCCAAGAAGGUAUUGCAAUACAUUGCGGCCUGCUCCGGUCAUCAGUUCACUGUUGAAAGUGUUAAGGAAAAAUUACUAAAAAGUAAUCCGGUGUUGGAAGCUUUCGGAAAUGCGAAAACCAAUCGCAAUAUCAACUCUUCGCGUUUUGGCAAAUAUAUGGAUAUACAAUUCGACUUUUACGGUACACCGAUCGGUGGACACAUUCUCAAUUAUUUGUUGGAGAAAUCACGUGUGGUUAAUCAAAAUGGUGGUGAACGUAAUUUUCAUAUUUUCUAUCAACUGCUGGCUGGCGCUAGUGAAGAGCAAUUGAAGCAGCUGGAGCUGACACGCUCUUUGGACCAUUAUAACUACCUAAGCGACGGGCAAAAUGGUGUGGUAAAGGGCAUAGACGAUGCCGGCGAUUUUAAGGUGGUGCAACAGGCCAUGACCGUUAUCGACUUCAAGCAGUCUGAGCAAAAUGAAAUAUUCAAUAUUAUAGCUAGUGUCUUGCAUUUGGGCAAUGUGAGCUUCACCGAAGCCGAAGGCAUUGCGAAGGUUGAAAAAUCCGCGACCGUCACCACGAUCGCCAAAUUGCUAAAUGUAGAUCAGAAGGACUUGCACGCGGCGCUUACAAAUCGCACAAUCGAUGCACGUGGCGAUGUGGUCACUUCGCCUUUGAACCGUGAUUUGGCCAUUUAUGCACGCGAUGCGCUAGCAAAGGCCAUCUAUGAUCGUCUGUUCACUUGGCUGGUGCAGCGCUUAAAUAUUUCGCUACAGGCUAAGGAUUUGCGCGGCGCUCUCAACAAUGUGAUAGGUAUUUUAGAUAUCUAUGGCUUUGAGAUCUUCAAGAAGAAUAGUUUCGAACAAUUCUGCAUUAAUUUUUGCAAUGAGAAGCUACAGCAAUUGUUUAUUGAGCUCACAUUGAAAUCUGAACAGGAUGAAUAUCGUCGCGAAGGCAUUGAAUGGGUGUCAGUCGAGUAUUUCGACAACAAAGUCAUUUGCAAUUUGAUUGAGGAGAAAUACAAGGGUAUCAUAUCUAUAUUGGAUGAAGAAUGUCUGCGUCCAGGUGAACCCACUGAUAUCACAUUCUUGGCUAAACUCACCGAUAAACUGUCAAAACAUCCGCAUUACAUUUGUCAUGAGAAAUCUUCAACGCAAGUGCAAAAGACAAUGGGACGUGAUGAAUUCCGUUUGGUGCACUAUGCUGGAGAUGUCACUUACAAUGUUAACGGUUUCCUCGAUAAAAAUAACGAUCUUUUAUUCCGUGACUUGAAGGAGACGAUGAGUAAAUCAGAUAAUGAAAUUAUACGCUCUUGUUUCCCAGCGGCAGAGUAUAAGAACAAGAAACGCCCAGACACGGCUAUCACACAGUUUAGGAAUUCCUUGAAUAAUCUUAUGGAGAUCCUUAUGUGCAAGGAACCAUCUUAUAUACGUUGCAUCAAGCCAAACGAUCAGCAACUGCCAGGAAUCUUUGACGAUGAACUGGUUCUGCAUCAAGUGAAGUAUUUGGGUUUGAUGGAGAAUUUGCGCGUACGCCGUGCUGGUUUCGCUUAUCGCAGAACUUAUGAAACGUUCCUCAACCGCUACAAGUCGCUCAGCAAAACCACCUGGCCGAACUUCAAGGGUUCAGCUAAAGAAGGAGUGCGCAUACUUGCCAACGAUUUACACUAUGGUCCCGACGAUUAUCGUUUGGGUGAAACGAAAAUUUUCAUACGCUUCCCCAAGACACUAUUUGACACAGAAGAUGCCUUCCAAGCUAAGAAACACGACAUUGCUGCCAUAAUACAAUCGCGAUGGAAGGGUCUUGUACAACGUCGAAAAUACCUCAAAUUACGCGAGCAAAUCAUUACAUUACAAUCAUAUUGCCGUCGUUACUUGGCCAUAAAAGCGCGCCAGCGUCGACGUGAUGCAGCCACCAAGAUACGCGCUUUCAUCAAAGGUUUCAUUACACGCAACGAUGCACCGAAUGGUUACAAUGACGAAUUCAUUGCAAACAUGAAACGUAUGUGGCUAUUGCGUCUGGCCAAACAGCUGCCCACCAAAGUUCUGGAUCAAAGUUGGCCUUCCGCACCGGUACACUGUCAGGAGGCAUCCACCUAUCUGCAUCGCUUGCACCGUUUGCAUUUGGCGCGCAAAUAUCGCUUAAGCUUGUCGAGCGAACGCAAACGCCAGUUCGAGUUGAAGGUGCUGGCCGAGAAGCUGUUCAAAGACAAGAAGGCUAACUACUUGGCCAGUGUGCCAUAUUGGUUCCAGAACGAUCGUAUACUCAAGGAACACGCAGCAGAAAUCAAUAAUUUUGUUGCCAAUUCGUUGAAUAGUGAGAGCCUGAAAUAUGCAUCGCCAUGCACAAAAUACGAUCGUCACGGCUACAAGCCGAGAGAACGUUUCGUGUUGCUUAGCAACAAGGCCUUCUAUGUUUUAGAUGGUAAGAGCUACAAGCAGAAACAUCGUUUGCCAUUGGAGAAAAUCGAUUUUGUUGUCACAAAUCAUAGUGACAGCCUGCUGGUCAUACGUAUACCACUCGAGUUGAAGAAAGAUAAGGGCGAUUUAAUACUGGAAAUACCAUAUAUCGUUGAGUUUGGCACCAUCGUAGUGGACACAGUCGGCACAGCCAAUAUAUUUAGCAUCGUUAGCCGCGAUUCCUUGGAGCACCAUGUGGUUAAAGGCAAGGGCGGCGUUAUCGAUAUUCAGACCGGUGGCGAACCAGGCAUCGUACGUGAUAAGGGUGGUCAUCUUGUUGUCAUUGCUGGACAAUAAAUAAGGGAUAAAAGUACUAACCACCUUUAAAAUGAAAUCAGGGCUUUAAAACAAUGGAUGUAUUUUUUAUAUAGUUUGUUAUACAUAAAUUAUUAGUAAUUGUUAUCUGAACUUUUGCUGCAGAUUCAUUCCAGAUUUUAUACAAUUUUUUAACUUUACACUUAUACAAACGAUUUUUAUUGUAUGCGAAAAGUAUUUACUAA
Messenger RNA from Bactrocera latifrons, 3303 nucleotides. It is a transcript of the gene Myo61F, whose product is annotated as myosin-IB. NCBI's taxonomy places the organism in Eukaryota, Metazoa, Arthropoda, Insecta, Diptera, Tephritidae. Gene Ontology annotation, cellular component: plasma membrane; vesicle; myosin complex. Gene Ontology annotation, biological process: actin filament organization; vesicle transport along actin filament. The record is from RefSeq and is a predicted model, not a curated record. Gene Ontology annotation, molecular function: microfilament motor activity; ATP binding; actin filament binding.